AUGCCCGUGUGGCUUGUCAAGCUAUUGGAAACGAAAGGCGACCUUCGUGCCAGUGGUGUCAUACCAGCCUUGAAGCAGCUGCUUGAUUUGAGCUCACGGACCGAGUAUGCGUAUCUAUGCCAUCCGGAUGUCCAACAUGUGGCAAAGCUAAACAGAGAAGGUGCAUUCUGCGGCUAUCGCAACAUACAAGUCCUCUCCUCUCACAUUAUUGGCACUCGCGUGACCGGGUGGGAGCAGCUGGGAGAUGAUAUUCCUAGCAUCUUCCAGAUUCAGGACAUGAUUGAGACUGCCUGGGAUCGCGGGUAUAAUGCUCGGGGUCGAGUCGAGACAGGGGGCAUCCGAGGGACGCGAAAAUAUAUUGGAACGCCAGAGGCCCAGGCAUUUUUCGCAAGCAUGGGGUUUCCGUGUACAGUGCAGGCUUUCAAGGCUUCUAGUGAAGACGAUAAUGCUUCACGUCGCCUGCUGGGUGCAAUCGAGCGUUAUUUUCAACAAGGUGCAGUAGACUCUAUGGACAGCAAAGUCCGAUCUACUCUACUCCCGCCGAUAUAUCUGCAGCGACCUAAACAUUCUCUUACGAUUGUCGGGCUGGAGAAGCAAAAAGGCGGCGAUGUUCAGCUCCUGGUAUUUGACCCCGAAUUCCAGAGCUCUAGUACAGUCGUCCGUCUUGCUGGCAAGGCUACUCUACGCAGGCAGUCCAAGGUCACCAAGCUUUUGGAGCCCUAUCGCCGCAGCGCUACCCACUUGGAGCGCUUUAACGAAUUUGAAGUUCUCUAG
Messenger RNA from Trichoderma harzianum CBS 226.95, 774 nucleotides. RefSeq lists its product as hypothetical. The coding region runs from base 1 to 774 and encodes 257 amino acids. The transcript has 6 exons. NCBI's taxonomy places the organism in Eukaryota, Fungi, Ascomycota, Sordariomycetes, Hypocreales, Hypocreaceae. The record is from RefSeq and is a predicted model, not a curated record.